Messenger RNA from Exophiala bonariae, 1614 nucleotides. RefSeq lists its product as uncharacterized. Gene Ontology annotation, molecular function: transmembrane transporter activity. The transcript is spliced from 5 exons. Gene Ontology annotation, biological process: transmembrane transport. Gene Ontology annotation, cellular component: membrane. The record is from RefSeq and is a predicted model, not a curated record. Bases 1 to 1614 code for a protein of 537 amino acids. Lineage: Eukaryota; Fungi; Ascomycota; Eurotiomycetes; Chaetothyriales; Herpotrichiellaceae.
AUGUCUGUCACUGAAAAGAAGAUCGAACCCGAGAUAGGUGCUGUGCCUUCAAAGGUCUACUCUGAGACGGUCGGGACGAUCGAAAAGCUCCAGGACUCGGACGAUGCUGCGAAUCAAGAAUUCUACGGCAAUUCUAUCAGCGACUCUUAUCGUUUCAAAUCAGAGCUUGUCAACAAGUGUAUGCAAGAGAUUGGUUUCGGACGGUAUCAGUAUGAGCUGUUCGUUGUCACAGGUUUUGGCUGGAUUACAGAUAAUUUCUGGUCCCAGGGUAUUGGCACCAUUCAGCCUGCCGUCAGACUCGAGUUCAACGACGUUACCAGAGUUGCGUUCAGUUCGAUAGCAUAUUAUGCCGGAUUGAUCUGUGGAGCAUCUUUCUGGGGUAUAUCUGCUGAUUUUAUUGGCCGCAAGCCAGCAUUCAACGUUACUCUUUUGAUCGGUGGCAUCUUUGGUCUUGCUGUAGGAGGCGUCAACAACUUUAUCGGCUUUUGCGUGCUCUGGGCUAUCAUUGGCACAGCUGCAGGUGGCAAUGUCCCUGUAGACUCUAUGAUAUUUCUCGAGUUCGUGCCAGGAUCUCACCAGUAUCUGCUCACAGCACUUUCCGCAUGGUGGAAUCUUGGACAAGUCAUUGUCUCUCUCAUCGGAUGGGUUUUCAUCGCCAACUUCACUUGUCCUACGGGCUCUACACCUGAGACAUGCCGUAGAGAGGAUAAUAUGGGAUGGCGAUAUGUCAUGUUCACCCUAGGCGCUUUGACACUAGCCUUCGCAUUCGUUCGAAUGUUCGUCUUCAAGAUGCCUGAAUCACCACGAUACUUGCUUUCUAAAAACAGAGAUGCGGAAGCAGUCGAAGCAGUUAACUACGUUGCAAGACGUAACGGAAAACCUGAACCUCUUACCUUGGCCAUGUUUCGACAGAUUGAUCUUGAUCUUGGCAUCAUUGUAAACCCUGAAGAGACGGGCAGGCAAGGCCUCACACGGACUCAAAUUCUCAAAGAGAAUCUAGCGGAUUUCAAGUCAACCAACUUUAAGAAUCUGUUUGCUACUCGCAAACUGGCCCAGCACACCACAAUUAUCUGGCUCAUUUGGCUUACGAUCGGCAUUGCGUAUCCACUAUAUUUCAAUUUCCUACCUACUUACCUGGCUCAGAAGUUUACCGACAACUCUUCUUUCGACGACACAUACAGGAACUAUUGCAUUGCCUCAACAGUUGGAGUGGUAGGUCCAGUCGCAGCAGCCUUCGCCGUGCGAACUAAACUUGGACGUCGCUACAUGAUGGGCAUUUCUGCUAUCAUAACUGGAGUCUUCCUGUUCUCUUAUACUGCAGCAAGGACACCGGCUGCCAACCUGGCAUUCACCUGCAUAAGUGGUUUGUGGGGUAACUUCGAAUACGCAAUCAUGUACGCUUUUACCCCAGAAAGCUACUCGGCUCCUCAGCGUGGACUUGGUACUGGAUUCGCUGCGACCUUGUUGAGAUUCGGUGGCCUCUGUGCAAGUUUGAUCGGCACAUAUUCCGACUUUACUGUGGUUCCAAUUUACGUGUCGGCUGGUAUGUGGAUGGCAGUGGGAUUAAUCUCUUUUGGUCUGCCAUUUGAGACCCAACAGCACGCCGCUAUCUAG